UACCUUUGUACAAUCUGAUAAAGUUGUAUAUGAGUUUCUAUAAGAGCUUAUAAGUACCAAAGUGGAGGCAAUAUACGUACCAAAACAGUUCGCUCAGUUAAAGAUAUAUAACUUUUCCUUUAAUUUUUUACAAUUCUACAACGAUUUCCUUUUACAUAAAUUCUGAGGUAUGAACAACUCUGUACGCUACUUAGUACAAUUUCCUUUUGUCAUAGUUCAAGCAUAAAUUCAAUUUCGUUUCACCCGUAUUAUGAUUCUAGUACGAUGCUUCAUGAACUAAUACGCAGUGGUGUGUAACAUGUACUGCGAACAAAUUUUGGAUUAUAUACAACUUAAAGUUACUAAAAUAUAAAAAUUAUAAAACUGAGUAGCGAGAGUAUAUAUAUAUUUUUUUUAAUGAGAAGUACGCGCUUUACUUAAAUUAGUGCAGUACUUAGUAUGUAUUAAUUAUUGGUUAGACACGACACUUGCUUUUAAUAUAUUUUACAAACCUUUCAUCAGUCUCGAUCCCCCGACGUUCCGAUCACUGCUCCUAUCCUCUAUCCACAACGUUAUUUUACGAUGAUGCGUAUCAACAAAUUUAAUCUAGUACUGUUGAAAGCUUAAAAUUGUAUGCACUUAUAAAUCGCAUAUAAUGUCACUUAUUGUCUUCAAUGUUGACCAAAAUCUAUUUAUAGAUAUUGAUGUCGAUAUAUAACUCAAUAUUACGUCAUAUACGAAGGAAUAAUAUCAUGCGAUCUACAUUGACCUUCUGUUCAACUGUUAAACGAUUCAAUCAACUGCAAUCAGCAACCUUUAAACAAGUGUGGCCACUUUUAAGCAAAGUAUUUUGUAGCUGAUUUUAAAAGGUAAAAUUAUUAGUUUCGAGAAGUUACCGGUGAACAGCAGAAGAACUCAAAUUCGCGCAAUUGUUAAUAAUUUACGAAAAUAUCAUAAGAAGAACAACAAAGAAAACACUCUUUGAGUGUUUCUUUGUUGUUCUACUUAUUACUUCCAGCAUGAUAAAACGUAUUUUACAACACAAUCUGUGAAUAAUCAAAUAGUUUUUUUUUUUGUGAAUAAUCUUUCAUUACGAUUUAUGAUUCGAAUUUGCAUCCCAGAAUAAUAUCUUUGAUAUGUAUUAAGUAAACUUCAACACAGUUUGAGAAUGACUUAAAAAAAAUUGGCAACUCUGUACAGAUGUAAACAACCAAGUGCAAAUCAAGUCAAAGUAAUCCUGUGUCGUUUCGUUUUAACGUAUUUUUCUGUGAAUUUCUAAUAUUAGGGCUCAAUAAACAUAAAACUCUUGCAUUUCAGAUGUUUAGUGUCAUACAAUUUAUAGAAAACAAUAAAUUCAACGUGCUGGCGGUUCCGUCUUCAUGGGUGAAACAAGGCAAACUGCUUUGGCCGAAGAAUUUGGCCAGUGACGAAAUAGAGCUUUUGCGAACUAAGGGUGCUGAGUUCCAUGGUUCGACGAAAAACAUCCCAUCAAUUGUGACUGAAAAAUUCCGGAGUUUUACAUCAGCAGAAGCUGCAGUAGCAGUCAUGGACAGCAAAGAUGUGUCGGAUAUAGAGGGGAAAAAAGCUUCUCAAAAUUGCUGCUAAGCGACCGAAAUUACAACCACAGGUCAAUUAUGAUUCUUUGUGUCAAGCUCUUGCUCAGUCAUCUCCGUCAUCACCGUCUCACUCGGUUCCUCCAAAGUUACUAAGUUCGCAACAAGUAACAGCAGGUUCUCCACCACGUUUGUCACCAGCAUAUCCUUCGAAUGCUUCUCCUGCUUUUACUGAUAACAUUGUUUAUUCUACUGAGUUGAUGCAGAAUCCUGAUUCAGCAGUUCCGACUUCGCUAGUUUUCGACAACAUUUACUACGAUGAAAAUCCUACUGUAGGGCCUGAAGAAAACAUAAACAAAAUCGAAGCAACAGAUGCUUCAAAUACGCUCACAUAUAUAUCAUUGACAGAGGAGUUAGAGCAUGUUAUUGGAGCAACUGUAAAGACAACGGUUGAUGAAGCUAUUAAAAAAGCCGUGCACACUUCUAUUCCGACAAUAAUUCAGUCUGCCGUGGAGCGUUCUAUGAAGCAAGGCUUUCAGGAAGGAUUUGCACAAUUGGCAGCUCUAAUGGAAAUGCAAAAACCAACGGGCAGUGCUGUCCAGAGUAGCGUGCUUGCCUAUGCUGAAAAGCAUGUACUAAUUCGUGACGAAAGGAAUCUCAACGAGUGGAACAUCAGACUUGCGAACAGAGAGAUUUUCGAAUGCUACGCCGACUUCUUCGGAAGAAUAAUCAUUCCCAAUGCACAUUACGGCCGUGGAGACAAUGCAUUUUACACUCUCGUAGAUUGUCUUUUCACACGUGAUUUUUGGAAACAAUUCACAUGGACGGGGAUAAGCCGCGGUGAAAAGUGCAAACGUGGAUUUCGCGAGUACGGCAACGUUACUCAGUUGUUGUUAUGCAUCAUACAAGUUGGCGAUCCCACUUUUAAUGCUCAGAUGAUUGAAGCGUUCUGCAAAACCAAACUUUUCCGUCAUUGCAAGCAACGAUCUGAUAGUCGAUUGCUCCGAAAAUCAACUGUCCGCCCGGGACGUGGUUUCAAAGGCGAGAAAGGAAACGACAAAGCGAAAUAAAGCGACAGAGGAGAACGAGAAAAGGAAAGAGAUAAAAGUGUUGAAGUAAGAGCCAACGAAGAAGAGGUCAAAGAUGCUAACGGAUAUGAUGAAGAAGAAGAAGAAGAUACUGAUCGGGAUGCUAGCUAUGAGGAAAGCGUUUGCGAAGAAAAUACUGGCAAAGACUCCUGAACUUUCUCUCCUUAUUGUAUUUUCUCUUGGAUAUUCUGAUUUUGACUCAGCUGAAGAACUUGAAAUGUGAUCGAAA
This is a messenger RNA of Wyeomyia smithii (pitcher-plant mosquito), 2849 nucleotides long. RefSeq lists its product as uncharacterized. The record is from RefSeq and is a predicted model, not a curated record. Bases 1793 to 2602 code for a protein of 269 amino acids. NCBI's taxonomy places the organism in Eukaryota, Metazoa, Arthropoda, Insecta, Diptera, Culicidae. The transcript is spliced from 5 exons.